AUGGGCUCUCGUAUUAACGAUUCAUCAAGUGCGGUGCGGAAGAGGAUUGAGAACCAUGAAUUCCGCGACGAAACGGGCGAGGAGUACGAAGCUUCCAGCUUCGGCGGCUUUGGAGAUUAUAUGCGCCGCAAGAAAAUCAAGUUACAAAACCUAGAUGCGGAAAUUCGAGCCUCGUCGGGCGACUGCCCGCCCAUAUUUCGCGGGGUCGUCGCGCACGUCAAUGGCUACACGCAGCCCUCCCUCCAAGAUCUUCAUCGUCUGAUCGUUAGUCAUGGCGGUGGAUUCCUCCAGUAUCUAGAUAGCAAGACGAUUGCGACGCAUAUAAUCGCCAGCUCGUUGACUCUCAAAAAACGCGAGGAGUUCCGGCGGUAUCGCAUUGUGAAGCCUGCCUGGGUGACGGAAAGCAUUGCGGCCGGACGCUUGUUGCCUUGGGAUGAAUAUCGCGUGGUCGAUGAGGGUCAAGCACAAAAGGUACUGAAGUUUAAUCAGGGCCGCUUCACGAGUCAGGUCAAUUCUCCCCAGUCGACCUACCGAGACCAAUCCAGAUCAAGCUGGUACAAUUCGCAGAUUCAAGGAUUAAGCCCUGAAAUAUCCAAUACACCAACUAAAUUAGCGUCUCACCCUCCGCAACCAAAUCUCGAGCAAUGCAACCAUCCUUCUCAAUCCGACUACGGCGAUUUUCCGAGCUUCACUGCCACCAAUGAAGACAAUCCCCAGUCACCCGCAAAUAUUGACCAAGACUCAACUACCACGCCUCAGAAGCAAAGCUUGAUGGAUAAAGAUUUCCUUGAAGUUAUCCCGGGUCCUUCGCCUGAAACAACACGAGGCGACUUGAAGACCUCUUCGUCAACAAAACAACCCAGUUCUCUCGACCCACAAAUGACCUCUGAGGAGUACAACGCACAGUUGCUCUCUGACCCUCGGAUGCGCAAAUCAAGCGUUAGUAACCCUGAGUUUCUCCAACAAUACUACCGAGAGUCUCGGCUUCAUCACCUAUCAACCUGGAAAGCUGAGUUGAAGGCCCAGCUUCAAGCAGCUACCCGGGAGAAGACUCAGUCGCGGGUUCAUCCAAAGAGGCCUGUGCCUGGAGCCAGAAAAUAUAUUCUUCACGUUGACUUCGAUUCGUUCUUUGCGGCAGUUUCACUUCUCAAACAUCCAGAGCUCAAGGAGAAGCCAGUGGCUAUCGCCCAUGGACCCGGUUCUGGCUCUGAAAUCGCCAGUUGCAAUUAUGCAGCCCGUAGUCGUGGUGUCAAAAACGGGAUGUGGAUGAAAGGCGCUCUACAGACGUGUCCCGAGCUCCAGGUUCUACCUUACGAUUUUCCCGCGUACGAGGACGCCAGUCGCAAAUUCUACAGCUCAAUUCUAGCGAUCGAUGGCAUCGUUCAAAGUGUCAGCAUUGAUGAGGCGCUUAUUGAUGUCACUAGCCAAUGUUUGGAAGCUGGAGGGUCGGACGGCCGAGGCAUAUCCGAGGGGGCAUUCGCAGAUGAGAUAGCCCAAGGCCUUCGCGAUUCGAUCAAAGAAAAGACCGGAUGUGCAGUGUCUGUCGGAAUUGGCGGUAACAUUCUCUCAGCCAAGGUGGCUCUGAGGAAGGCAAAGCCAGCAGGGCAGUUCCAACUCAAGCCAGACGCCGUUCUGGAUUUCAUUGGAGAUCUCCUCGUUAAGGAUCUCCCGGGUGUUGGUUAUAGUCUCGGGGGCAAGAUGGAAGAGCUUGGGAUCAAAUUCGUCAAGGAUGUUCGAGAUCUGCCGAGGGACAGGCUGAUAUCCAGUCUAGGGCCAAAGACCGGGAUGAAGAUCUGGGAAUAUGCUCGAGGUAUCGACAAGACAGAGGUGGGCAAUGAAGUUCUCCGGAAGUCUGUAUCAGCGGAAGUCAACUGGGGCAUUCGGUUCAUCAAUCAAGAGCAGGCAGAUGAAUUCGUCAAGUCUCUGUGCGAAGAACUGAACCGCAGGCUCGUUGAAAACCUUGUCAAGGGCAAGCAACUUACGCUCAAGGUCAUGCGAAGGUCAACAGAUGCUCCCCUGGAACCAGUCAAGCAUCUCGGCCACGGCAAGUGUGACAUAUUCAACAAGAGUGUUGUUAUCGGCGUAGCCACCAAUGCGCCCGAUGUCUUGGGAAAAGAGGCUGUCUCGAUGUUGCGAAGUUUCAACUUCUCCCCGGGUGAUCUGAGAGGUCUCGGGGUUCAGAUGACAAAACUCGAGCCGCUCAAGACUGGGCCUUCUGCAAAUCUCGAAAGCAGUCAGCGGCAGCUCAACUUCCAGACAUCACCCGCACGCAAAAAGCCAGUCGUCAAAACUGAUCCAGAUGAAUUGGAGAGCCCUCAGAAGGGUGAAGUCGAGAGGAUCCAAGUCGAUCCGGUUCUCAGCAACAGUGCGCACAAGCCGUUGAACAUGUCCGGGUCUCAAUUCAUCAUGCCGACCCAGGCAGAUCCUCAAGUUGUCUCCGAGCUUCCCGGGGAUAUCAGAUCAAGACUUGUCGCUCAGGCAAAACCUCGACAGGCGUCACGCUCCGGGUCUCCGUGUCCGCCUCCGCGCCUACGAGAAUCGGCCGCGGCUAAUCUGCCUCCUCAGUCUCAGCUUGACCCAGACACUUUGGCCGCGCUACCUGAUGAUGUUCGGAGCGAAGUUCUCGGCUACUAUAACCAGCAGCCAGCCACAAAUGCCUCCAUGGCACCACCACCACCCGAGCUUCCAGCACAUAUAUCUCGUCCAACAUCUUCCGGUGGACUCAGAUUAAAAAGACCAGCUUCACCGAGGAAGAGACGCGGGCGGCCUCCGAAAUCCGCCUCCGGUGCCAAUAGCCAUUUAAAGCAGUCCAGCUUUGCAUUCCCGCGGGCUUCUGCUGCUACCAACACUGGUACUGCCGCCGUGGCAGCGAGAUCGACCAGCCGGGAAACAUCCCGAGGACCAUCUCCGGCCGCUGAAGAGCCACCCGAGAUCUCCGAGGUCUCAGCCGAUUUCUUGGAUGCACUGCCUGAGGACAUUCGACAGGAGGUCCUAGAGGAGCAAAAGCGAACACGCAUGCUGCAGCGCCCUCGCAGCUCCGCCUCGGAACCAGCCAGGCCACCCUCUCACCCACAAGAUCCAACGACAGCUUCUGUUUCUGCUCCCACUCAUCCUGCUCCGGAGGAGAAACGACUGCCUCUUCCUCCCCAGCCCGAGCGCCCUGUUUUCACUUCCCAGCGUCUAUCAGCCUUGCCAGAUCUACGGGACGCAAUCACUGCGUGGCAUUCCGCAUUUGCGGCAGACGGCCCUUACGGCGAGGACGUCCAGGUAAUCUGUACAUAUAUACGACGCGUCACUGCAGAAGAGAGGGAUAUCGACAAAGCCGUCUCCAUGGUGCGAUGGUUGAUGUGGCUUGUCAGCGAGGAUACCUCUCAAGGGGAGCUGACGGAGGCUCAACCUCCGAAGUCUGGACAGGGUGAUGCUGUAACUUGGGCCGAUGCGAUUCGAACGAUGCAGCUUAGUGUACAGGAUGCUUUGGCGGGGAGGGGACUACCACCUGUGGAUUUUGAAUAA
Molecule: messenger RNA, 3513 nt
Organism: Penicillium argentinense
Lineage: Eukaryota; Fungi; Ascomycota; Eurotiomycetes; Eurotiales; Aspergillaceae
Product: putative DNA damage repair protein Mus42
Exons: 3
Coding region: 1-3513 (1170 amino acids)
Biological process (GO): error-free translesion synthesis; error-prone translesion synthesis
Cellular component (GO): nucleus
Molecular function (GO): DNA-directed DNA polymerase activity; deoxycytidyl transferase activity; damaged DNA binding
Source: RefSeq, a predicted model, not a curated record